GUUCUUACUUGCAAUUACUAAUCAUUUCAGUAGUUGGCUAGCAUCUAAAAAAUGUUUCCGAUUUUAGUUGUUUUGUGCAUAGCGUUGGCUAGUAGUCAAGUUGACGCCUACACACUGCAACAGCGCCAACAAGGAGACCUAUUUGCUUUGGAAUGCCUCACUGAAACUGGAGUCAAUCCUGCCUCGAUAGCCUUACUGAAAAUCGGUGAUUUCACAGCAAACGAAAAGCGAGCCAAGUGUUUCGUGCGUUGUUUCUUCCAGAAAGAAGGUUUCAUGAACGCCGACGGGGAGCUGCUGCCUGAGAGCAUUGUAGAGGCUUUGUCUAACGAUUUCGAACGUGAAAAGCUGGAAAAGGUUGUCUCCAGUUGCCAAGUGAAGAGUGAAGAUGCGUGUGACAGUGCUUUUCUUAUGUACGAGUGUCUUUACAAAAAUCGAGAAAAUUUGUGAACUGGGCCAAAUCUAUACAAUAAGUGCGAUCCUCAUUUUAAAAACUGUGCAAACAAACUGUAGUGACAAACGUUUUUUUUUCAGUGAUAUUGAAUAAAUAAUAAAAUACAA
Molecule: messenger RNA, 558 nt
Organism: Malaya genurostris
Lineage: Eukaryota; Metazoa; Arthropoda; Insecta; Diptera; Culicidae
Product: general odorant-binding protein 56d-like
Exons: 2
Coding region: 52-447 (131 amino acids)
Biological process (GO): sensory perception of smell
Molecular function (GO): odorant binding
Source: RefSeq, a predicted model, not a curated record